Messenger RNA from Penicillium brasilianum, 918 nucleotides. The record is from the annotation of a GenBank genome assembly. Lineage: Eukaryota; Fungi; Ascomycota; Eurotiomycetes; Eurotiales; Aspergillaceae.
AUGAAUUUCUAUCCCGUUCCACCGGUCAUUCAGGCCGAGAUAUUCGUGCGGAUCCCUGAUGCGUUGAGAUGCACAGGACAACCCUCCGAUUGGAGAAGUGGAUCGAGUAGUCCGCCAUCGGAAAUCUUCCUUGAGGGACCUACCUACCUUGGAAAUGGGGACCUCUACGUGACUGAUAUUCCUUACGGUCGGAUAUUGAAGAUCGAUAGCCAGAAACAGGUGACCGAGUGUGUUAGGUAUGAUGGGGAACCGAAUGGCCUUGUCGGGCGUGAGGAUGGAUGUAUGAUUGUGGCCGACUACAAGCAAGGUCUUUUAUUGUUCGACCCGGUCGCAAAGACCAUUUCUCCCUUUUUGACACGCCGGAAUCUGGAGCGUUUCAAAGGCCCCAACGACCUGAUCGUGUCUUCCAAACAUGAAAUCUAUUUCACCGAUCAAGGCCAAACGGGCAUGACUGAUCAAACUGGUCGCGUGUAUCGACUUAGUCCCGAUGGAAAGCUCGACUGCCUGGUUGAUAAUGGCGUAUCUCCUAAUGGAAUCGUCUUGUCUCCGGAUGAGCGAUUCUUGUACGUGGCCAUGACUCGCUCCAACGCUGUCUGUCGCCUACCUCUCCACGCUGAUGGCUCUACCUCGAAAGCGGGAUUGUUCUUCCAGUCUUUUGGGUGUGCUGGGCCUGAUGGAUUGGCUAUUGACGAAGAGGGAAAUUUGUUCAUAUGUCAUCCCAGCCUUGGAUCAGUCUUUGUGGUUGAUGCGGACGGAGUCCCUAAAGCUCGGAUUGUUACUGCUCCCGAAGGAGGAAAGAAUUUGACGAAUUGCACUUUUGGGGGAGACGACGGGAUGACCAUCUUCAUCACAGAUAGUAUGAAGGGAAAUAUUCAGUGCGUCAGAUGGCACUGUAAAGGUGCGGUGAGACCGCAUUGA